Messenger RNA from Strongylus vulgaris, 234 nucleotides. Lineage: Eukaryota; Metazoa; Nematoda; Chromadorea; Rhabditida; Strongylidae. The record is from the annotation of a GenBank genome assembly.
AUGCGAAACACUGAAGAGGAAGACGGAAGAAACAAGAGAAAUGCGGAGAUGGAUGGCGAUGCCCGACUGCCACGCACAACACACUCACACAUACAACUUAUAGGUACACAAAUAGAUACAACCAUAAUGACACGCACUGCACAAGACAUUGCUGCUGCUGUGACCGGAAGAGUCGAGAGAGAUUACAUGAAGAAACUCGUACAAAAAGCUGAGUUGGCUACGUCCACAAGAUGA